Melopsittacus undulatus (budgerigar) is the source of this 1493-nucleotide messenger RNA. It is a transcript of the gene ELP4, whose product is annotated as elongator acetyltransferase complex subunit 4. The coding region runs from base 10 to 1224 and encodes 404 amino acids. Gene Ontology annotation, biological process: tRNA wobble uridine modification. Lineage: Eukaryota; Metazoa; Chordata; Aves; Psittaciformes; Psittaculidae. Gene Ontology annotation, cellular component: cytoplasm; transcription elongation factor complex; elongator holoenzyme complex. The transcript has 10 exons. The record is from RefSeq and is a predicted model, not a curated record.
GCAGUCGAGAUGGCGGCAGCGGCCGGCGGGACUGCGCAGGGCCGCGGAGCCACCAGUUUCCAGCGGAAGGCCGCGGACGGCAGCCGCUUGGCCACUGUGGUGGGCACCCGGCCCUCUGUUCGCCAUGGGCAGCUGCUGCUCUCCAGCGGGCUCCCCUCCCUGGACUGUGUGCUAGGUGGAGGCAUAGCUGUUGGAACCCUUCUUCUUAUUGAGGAAGAUAAAUAUGCUCUUUACUCCAAUUUGUUGUUCAAGUAUUUUCUCGCAGAGGGAGUUGUCUGUGGACAUGACUUGUUUGUUGCUUCUGCUAAAGAGCAUCCUGAUAACAUCUUAAAGGAACUUCCAGCCCCUUUGCUUGAUGAGCAAAGAAAUGAACUGGGAGAAGAAGCAACAGCUGUUAAGUCUGAAGAUUUUCAGGAUUCUAUGAAAAUAGCCUGGCGCUACCAAAAUUUACCAAAAAUUGAGGCCAGCCCAACAACAUCUACAAAGUUUGGUCAUUAUUAUGAUAUAUCCAAAACAAUGUCUCCAGAACUGUUUCAGUCAAUAAAAUGGCACAGUUUUUACCUUCCUGAAGAAUUGUCUUUACAGCCUACAGUGAAAACAUGUAAUAUGAACAGUGCUUAUGGAAGGCUGCUGCUGUCCAUUCAGAGGGUCAUUUACCAGGAAGGGUUUGAUGGCUCUGAUCCCCAGAAAAAACAAAAGAAUAUUUUGCGGAUAGGAAUUCAGAAUCUGGGCUCUUUGUUGUGGGGUGAUGACAUUUGUUGCAGUGAUACUCCUGAAGAUAUUCAUAGCCUUACAAAAUUCCUGUAUGUUCUCCGUGGCCUCCUCAGAAAAUCUUUGUCAGCCUGUAUCAUUACAAUACCAGCUCACCUUAUCGAGAAUAAAGCAAUUAUGGAACGUGUAACAAACUUGUCAGAUACGGUAGUUGGUCUUGAAUCAUUUAUUGGCUCAGAGAGAGAAACCAAUCCAUUAUACAAGGACUACCAUGGUUUGGUUCAUGUACGUCAGAUUCCUCGGCUUAAUAGCUUGAUCUGUGAUGUGUCAGACACGAAGGAUCUUGCUUUUAGAUUAAAAAGGAAGCUGUUCACCAUUGAGCGACUGCAUUUGCCUCCAGACUUGUCAGACACAGUGAGCCGCACAAGCAAACAGGAGCUGGCAGGAUCCGCCAAACUGCUGAGCUCAGGAUGUGGUGCUAUGGCCAUCGGCAAGAAGCACCUGGACUUCUAGUGAUUUCUCCUUAGCAGUUUCACUCAGAUUUGUAUGACACUCUAAUUAUGAGUGUUAAUGACUUAUAUAAAUAUUGUUCUUAAUGAUUUGACCCAGCAGUCUUUAAAAAUGGUGCCACCUUUUUUUUUUCUUUUUGUUCUGUUUUUUGUACUAAUUUUGGGCUUGUUUGGAUUUUACUUCUGUAAUGUUGGGUCCUGCCAUUGUUCUGCUCAACUGUAAACAUGCAGUAUUUUGUUCCUUUCCUUAAAAUAAAAAAAUUACUCUUACCA